AUGGGUCUCUUCAAGAAGCAUGAUGGCGACGAGGACUCCAGCCGCCGAGCGCUCUUCGGGCGGAAGAAGGAGAAGAGCCCCUCAACCCCCCCUUCAAACCCUUACGCCCAACCAAUUCCGAUAGACCCAUACACAAAGGCCAAGAUUGGUGCCGGUGUCGCCCCCUUACCUGCCGACCACCCAGCCGCCAACGGAGGCUCCUCAUCGCGCAACCCCCACAACAUCCCCUCGGACCAGAAACACCCUUCCGGCGGCUACGCCCCGAACAAAUACGGAAACCAAGGCGGCUACGGCAGUGAUCGAUUUGGCGGCGCAGGCGCUGCUUCUCCAGCUUCAGGCUCUGGCACAGGUUCACGCUAUGGAACCGGCGGUGCCGAUCCCAACGACCCCGCGGCAUCGGACUCCGCUCGCAAUGAGCUAUUCGGCGGCGCCAACAGGAACCGCGAUAACGCGCCUCCGCCGUAUACGGAGGGUCAAAAUGGAACCGGUCAGGGACAGAAUAACUACGGCGGUGGCAGCAACGAGUACAGCAUGGCGACCUUCCAGGAUCGACAGCUGACCGCAGAGGAAGAAGAGGAGGAAGAAGUGCAAGCGACGAAGAACGAGAUACGUUUUGUGAAACAGGGCGAUGUGGCGUCAACUCGGAACGCACUUCGGGCUGCGGCGCAGGCUGAGGAGACCGGUCGUGCGACACUUGCUCGCCUCGGCGCGCAGGGCGAGUCCGUCCACGAUACGGAGAAGAGCCUCGACAUGACGACCAUUGAGGGCCGCAUUGCGGAGGAGAAGGCGAAGGAGCUCAAGACGCUCAAUAAGAGCAUGUUUGCCGUGCACGUUGCGAACCCGUUCACCGCCUCGCGGCGUCGGCGCGAACGUGACGAGAAGACCCUCAAUACACACCGCGAGGAGCGGGAGAUUCGUGAGGGCACGCGAUCUGAGGCGCACGGGACUAAUCAGCGCAUGGACCGAGUGUUCCGCGAUAUCCAGCGCGAUGCGGCGAAGCAGGGCAAGGGAAAGAAGGCGAGCGUUACUGAGCGUGCCAAGUAUCAAUUCGAGGCGGAUAGCGAGGACGAGGCGAUGGAGGAUGAGAUUGAGCAGAACUUGGAUCUGCUUGGUGGCGCUACUGGCCGGUUGAAUGGUCUUGCUAAGGCCACUGGAAAGGAGCUGGACGAGCAGAACAGACACCUCGAACGUAUUAUGGGCAAGAGCGACUACGUCGACGAUCAAAUUGCCAUGAACCGGGCCAAGCUGGACCGGAUUCACUAG
Messenger RNA from Penicillium bovifimosum, 1263 nucleotides. RefSeq names its product putative plasma membrane SNARE protein (Sec9). Bases 1 to 1263 code for a protein of 420 amino acids. Lineage: Eukaryota; Fungi; Ascomycota; Eurotiomycetes; Eurotiales; Aspergillaceae. Gene Ontology annotation, molecular function: SNAP receptor activity; syntaxin binding. The record is from RefSeq and is a predicted model, not a curated record. The transcript is spliced from 3 exons. Gene Ontology annotation, biological process: exocytosis; vesicle fusion. Gene Ontology annotation, cellular component: SNARE complex; plasma membrane.